Messenger RNA from Coregonus clupeaformis (lake whitefish), 4356 nucleotides. RefSeq names its product pleckstrin homology domain-containing family M member 1. The transcript is spliced from 12 exons. The record is from RefSeq and is a predicted model, not a curated record. NCBI's taxonomy places the organism in Eukaryota, Metazoa, Chordata, Actinopteri, Salmoniformes, Salmonidae. The coding region runs from base 269 to 3469 and encodes 1066 amino acids.
UAAACUAAAGAUUGCAGUCACAUUCGAGUGGACUUUUUUUUGUCCGGUCUCGGAUUCAGGAAUGUACAUGUGAAAUAAAUGACUGUGAAAUGGUAUCAUACGAUACAAUGUUGCUGUCCAAGUAGGAGUCAAACAAGAACGACAAAGCAGUGGUGGAAAAUAUCCUGUAAUAUCGCUUGUUUUGGACAUCGCUAACUAGCUAGCUAGCGACGUUGACCCAACAAUAAACACGCAUGUCAUGUGGGAGUAACUCAUCCCUGGAGGCGCGAUGCUAGCCACACAGACCCCAGAGACAGGGCCAGAGGCAAAAGAUGUCAAGCAGUGGAUCAAAGAGAAGUUGGCGUGGUCACUCAAGGCUCUGCAGAAGCGUUACGUGACAACCGAUGUCGUUGUUACCAGCGAGGAUGGUAACGCCAACCUGCUGUGCUGUGCACUGGAGGCCGUUUUUAUCCAUGGCAUCAAGAGCAAAUAUGUUCGCUCCGAGGCCGGGGGACACGCCAGAAAAGGGGGGUCCCGGGGACCCCUCCCCCAACCUGUGUUCUGGAGCCUGCUCAAGACGGUCACUCACCGUGACGUGAUCACGGAGCUGGAGAAGCUGAGCUUCGUGGGUACGGACACGGGUCGUUGCCGGGCCUGGCUGCGGCUGGCCCUCAACCACGGCCUGAUGGAGUGCUACCUGGCCUCCCUGUUCCGCGAGGGCUCCAAACUGCAGGCCCACUACCAGCCCUCCGCCCUGCUCCUGGACCCUGAGGAGCGUGAGGUGCUGCUCAGUUACAUCCAGGGCUUGGCCUCCCUCACCUUCAACCUCUCGUACAAGUCGGCCGUGCUCAACGAGUGGACCACCACCCCUCUGGCUCUGGCCGGCCUCUGCCCUGCCGCCCAGGCCGACGUGCUCGACCUCCCCUGUCUCACCAAGCGCAAGGAAUCCUGGGAUACGGUGUCACAGUCGUCCGGCGGGUCGGAUACGGUUGAAGUGCAGCGUGGGGGACCAGGGGUGCUGGGGAAGGGGAUUGGGGGGGUCUCAGAGGGUAGGACCCCUCUAAAUUCUUCCAAUUUGAGCCUGGACACCACAGGGUCGUCUCAGCUCUCCUCCAGUCUGAGCUCUGACAGUCUGCUUCAUGGUCACGACCCCAAGAGCCCAGACAAGGAGCCCUGGCCAUGUGACCUGGAAAACCCCUCCAACAUGGAGAACAAUGGCAAUGCCAAGAGGCAUCUCAAAGAUGUUCUGGUAGACUUCAGGGAGAGUGCCCACUCCAGUCAGGACUCCAUGCGCGAGGAUUCGUACGUGUCCACCCCGGGCGCAGACCACCUCUCUGAGAACACGGCCUUCAGUGGCUCCGACAGCGAGACCCAGGGACAUGUCACACUUCUCACUGGCCCCUCUAGCCCUGCUUCACUGGGGUCAGACCAGGAAGAGCCGUCCACUAAGACCCACGUCCCCUCCGACGUGUUCUUGCACACUGAAGGGCCCUCCAGUCUCAGUGACUGUGUGGAGAGAACAUCGACAACUCCUCACCUGCCUGUCACUGAGACGCCACGGGAGAAAAAGACAGAAGAUUCUGCUAAGAGCACCUCUGAGCCUUCAGCCCACAUGAACCUACGCCACACUACCAGCGUGCUUAGCAGGAGGGUGUCUACAGACUCAAUCGCACAUUCCCACUCCUGGAUCUCUGAGGAUGACAUCUAUAAGCCACACCUUGAGGAACUGGCUGACCCCGAUGACUUUUUGCUUGGGUCUGGCCCAGCUUGUGUGAACGGAUUGACCUCUCCCCCCCCAGAGCCCGAGAUCCCCCAGUCUCCCCCCAGCGUGGUUCACCGCAGGCAGAUAGGCCUGUCCAACCCUUUCCGCGGACUGCUGAAGCUGGGCCACCUGGAGCGGCGGGGCACGGUGGGUAUGUGGCGCGACUACUACUGCGAGCUCUCGCCCUUCGAGUUCCGCCUCUACCUGAACGCAGAGGAGCGCACUUGCUGCGACAACUGCUCCCUGCUGCGUUGCGAGGACGCCCGCGUCACCUCGGCCGAGGGCCGCUUCGACCUGGCCUUCCCAGGGAAAAGGCUCCUCAUGCGGGCGGCCAACCGCGAUGAGGCAGAGGACUGGGUGGACCGCAUUGCUGAAGCCGUCAACAAGUGCCGCCCGCUUCACCGCCUCGAUGACCAGUGGGAGGUGCUGCAGCCCACUGACAGCAGUGUAACCCCGGAUGAGCCCCCAAAAUCUUCCCCUUCGUCCCCCUCCUCCGUACCCGCCAGUCCCGAGCGAGGGGGGGCUGUGGUUGAGCAGGAGCUGCCACUGGAGCUGGACUGGACGCGUCCCACAGACCCAGAGUCAGACGCCAUUAAGGAGACGGUGCUGUACUUCUCACAGGACUCUGAGGCUCGCAACUGGACUCCUCUGGUCUUCUCCCUCUCCUUAGAGACUCUCAAGGGCUUCCGGAUGCAGGACGGGCAGAAGGUGCUGUGCUGCACCCACCCCAUCGAGGGGAUCCGGGACGUGGUCCCAGACGUUUCUCUGGGCGGACCAGCCUUCUUUAGGGUGGUAACGGCCAAGGAUACGCUCAAGCUGAGGGCCAAGAGCUCUGAGGAGGCACGUGCCUGGAGGGGCCUCAUCAGGGGAGCCCUGGACUCCUACCUGGAGAGUGGAGAAGACUGGGAGCCUGAGAGCCCUGGGGUGGCCCCUGGGGCAGGGGGGAACAUCCACAGACUGGUGCAGCAUAGACUGAAGGGGGACGGGGUGCUGCUGGCCCAUCUAUGCACAGUGCCCACAGAGAAGGGGCUGGACCUUCAGGCCUUCAAGUGUGCAGGUUGUCCAAAGGCGAUAGGCGUCUCCCGAGGGAAAGCCAGACUGUGUGAGUUCUCAGGGCAGUACUACUGCGACACUUGUCACCAGGGCGACGCCAUCGUCAUACCCUCCCGCAUGGUGCACAACUGGGACCUCGCGCCUCGAGAGGUCUCCAGACAGGCUGUUAAGCUGCUGGCUCAGAUUGAACAUGAGCCGCUGCUCAACCUUGACCUUUUAAACCCUGACCUGUGGGAGCAUGCCGAGGCCAUGGCCCAGGCACAGAGCCUCAGACAGCGGCUGCGUCUCCUAGGAGACUACCUGCUCACCUGCCGCAGCGGAGCAUGCAAGAACAUCCAGAGCAGACUGGGCCCAAGGACAUACUUGUUAGAAUCAAGCCAUCUCUACAGCGUCAUGGACUUAAGACAGAUAGCGGAGGGAAUGUAUGUGGCCUACCUGAACACGUUGAUCCAGUUUGCCUCCAACCACGUCCACCACUGUGACCUUUGCACGCAGAGGGGCUUCAUCUGCCAGAUCUGUCACGCCAGUGACAUCAUCUUCCCCUUCCAGUUCGACACCACCACCAGAUGUAAAGAGUGUAAGGCCGUGUUUCACGCAACCUGCAAGGCCAAGUCGCCUUCCUGUCCACGAUGCCUGCGGCUUCAGAGGUACCUCGAGAGAGAUCUGCAGGACUAACCGGCAACCCUGCAGGAAUGCUCUUUGUGACCCAUGGGCUUCCCGUAGAUCUGCAGGACUAACCGGCAACCCUGCAGGAAUGCUCUUUGUGAUCCAGUGGGCUUCCUGUAGAUCUGCAGGACUAACCGGCAACCCUGCAGGAAUGCUCUUUGUGAUCCAGUGGGCUUCCUGUAGCUGCAGAGACCUUUGAAAUGACAAACGAUAAGAACAGACAUUGACGUCCUGCUUCUAGUUUCUUUUUUCUACAUGAACUAACCUCAAGUGCAAUUAGGAAGUGUGACUGUAUGUACCGACCAUAGACCAAACAUGAUCAACCGAACUGGAUAGUGGUAGAGCCAGGAGCUAUUCGUCAACUUGCACUAAUAUAGAGAGGUUUCUGCUAUUGACAUGAUUGGCAAGGUGAAGCACACUAAUAUGUUCUUACCUCUCUGAACUCGCUCUACGUCUUAAGUGUCCAAGCCAAGGAAUCAUAUGAACAGUAGAAUCCAGUAAAGGAUGAUGCCAAGAAUCUCCUUUAUGCAAUUUUUUGACAUUUAUACAUUGAUGUUGUCAUUGUUUGGGGGCUUGUGUUGUUUUUUUAACCAGUUAUUUCAUGUUUACAGGAAACGCUCGCUGUAAAUUUCUGUACAUUUUGUACAGAACUUUCUGGGAAGCUCAAAGCAGGAAGUCACUCAUGAAAUAAAUAUUAAACUGCUUCCAGUUCCACAAGACGGGAUACAUAUAUACGCCUGCAAAAAAACUGCACUUGAAAACUUUCUCAACCUUAGAUCAUGCCUUCAUUUUGGUUUUUACACUCAAAAACAUAAUGUUCCAGUCAUGGUCAAAAGUUUUGAGAAUGACACAAGUAUUGGUCUUCACAAAGUUUGCUGCUUCAGUGUUUUUAGAUA